This is a messenger RNA of Emiliania huxleyi CCMP1516, 1788 nucleotides long. RefSeq lists its product as hypothetical. Bases 43 to 1410 code for a protein of 455 amino acids. The transcript has 6 exons. Gene Ontology annotation, molecular function: oxidoreductase activity, acting on the CH-CH group of donors, NAD or NADP as acceptor. Lineage: Eukaryota; Haptophyta; Isochrysidales; Noelaerhabdaceae. The record is from RefSeq and is a predicted model, not a curated record. Gene Ontology annotation, biological process: photosynthesis; chlorophyll biosynthetic process.
CUCGCAUCGAAGCUAGCACUUCAUUCCACGAGAACAGCAACCAUGCUCUCCACGCUCGCCGCCUCGGCCCUCGGCCUCAACAUCGGCGCCACGCCGGCGCCCUCAAGCUCGCGCGGCGCCGUCUCGAUGGACCUCGGCCGCCCGCUCCGCGUCGCGGUCGUCGGCGGCGGCCCGUCUGGCGCCUGCGCUGCAGAGAUCUUUGCCAAGGCGCCGAAUAUUGAUUGCACUCUGUUCGAGCGCAAGAUGGACAACUGCAAGCCGUGCGGCGGCGCGAUCCCGCUGUGCAUGGUGGACGAGUUCGAGCUCCCCCCCGAGAUCGUCGACCGGCGCGUGCGCAAGAUGAAGAUGAUCUCGCCCUCUGGCCGCGAGGUUGACGUCGGCCGCACGCUCAAGGAGAACGAGUACAUCGGCAUGACGCGGCGCGAGGUGCUGGACGCCUACCUGCGCGACCGGGCGGUGGAGCUGGGCGCGAAGCCCGUCACCGGCCUCGUCCAGAAGGUCGAGUUCGAGGACGCCAACGGGCCCUACACCAUCAAGUACAGCGAGUACAAGCCGGGCGAGAAGAAGGGCACGCCGUCCGAGGCCGAGUUCGACAUCAUCGUGGGGGCGGACGGCGCAAACUCGCGCACGGCCAAGGCGAUCGACGCGGGCGAGUACAACUUCGCCAUCGCCUUCCAGGAGCGCAUCAAGAUCCCCGACGAGAAGAUGAAGUACUAUGAGGACCUCGCCGAGAUGUACGUCGGCGACGACGUCUCGCCCGACUUCUACGCGUGGGUCUUCCCCAAGUACGACCACGUCGGCGUCGGCACCGGCACCGUCGUCAACCGGCCCGCCAUCUCCGAGUACCAGGCGGCGAUCCGCGAGCGCUGCGCCGACCGGCUCGGCCCCGACCCCAAGGUGAUGAAGGUGGAGGCGCACCCGAUUCCGGAGCACAUGCGGCCGCGCCGCGUGGUUGGGCGCGUGGCGCUCGUGGGCGACGCGGCGGGGUACGUGACAAAGUGCUCGGGCGAGGGCAUCUACUUUGCGGCCAAGUCGGGCCGCAUGGCUGCGGAGGAGAUUGUGGCGCUGACCGCGGGCGGCACGCGGCUGCCGACGGAGAUGGAGAUCAAGGACACGUACCUGAAGAAGUUUGACGCGGCGUACGGGCCAACCUACCUGGUGCUCGACAUCCUGCAAAAGGUGUUUUACACCAACAACGGCGCGCGCGAGGCGUUCGUCGACAUGUGCGCUUCCGACUACGUGCAGAAGGUGACCUUCGACUCGUACCUCUACAAGAAGGUGCAGGGCAACGACCCGAUCAACGACAUCAAGCUGCUGUUCAACACCAUCGGCUCCGUCAUCAAGGGCAACGCAAUCGCAAAGCCCGACCGCACCUUCUCCAACCCCGUCGAGUCGCUCAAGCGCUUGUGAGCGCGCGGGGCGGGGACGCUCAGCGGCACGAGCGCACGCGCGCUCUGCGGCUGAGCUGCAGCAGCUGAGCGGCCGCGGUGCGCGGCCGCGACCAUACACUCACGAUGAUGCCGGCCGCCGGAUGGGAGGCGGCGCCGAGCGCGCGGCCGGCGCCACUCCGGCGAACACCGUACUACAUGCGCACUAGCACGAUUGCGAUAUUGUCCAUGUAACCGUGGCACCCGUAGAGAGUCAUUAGCACUCACGUAGAGCGCCACGCGCAUGUGGCUCUUAUUCCGUCGGGGUGUGCCGCCUGUCUUGUCGAAUGAGUUUUGGGAGUAUUUCGAGAGUAAUCUGUGAGCGUCAAGAAAGACAUAUCUGUGAAAAAGAGAAAACAAG